AUGGACAACGAGAGCAGCUGUGUUUCCGUGUGCAGGAAUGACAAGCAGCUCUCCAAUACCACCGACCCGUUCGCUGUACGAGCAAGGGUCGUCGGAAUAGCGCCAGUCCGAUGGGACGCUGCUGUCUGCGAUCACCGCGCUGGCAUGGACUCCGUAACCGGCCACAUCAUGGGGCUGUCGCUCACCGUCAAGGAAUGGCAGUUGUGUGGUCUCAUCAGCCCUCCUGGCGCUGACAAGUCGACCAUCACGUCCCUUGUGCUGCGUACGUACACGCCGGCCAGCGGCACAGUGGACAUAGACCGCGUCGAUGUCAGCAGCUGCGAGAGGGACAAGUUCCGCAACGACAUUGCCGUGGAUUCAACCCAGUCAGGAAUCGAGGACGUUUGCAAGCUCGCCAGCAUUCACGAGCUCAUCCUGUCUGUACCUGACGACUACGAUGCAGAGCAUGGCCCCAAUAGCUCAUGCCUGGCGGGAAGGAAGCGUCAGGGAUUGGCCAUUGCGAAUGCCUUGAUGCGCGAACCGCGUCUGCUGCUGCUCGACCAGAGUACCAGCGCCCUGGAUGCCGAGAGCGAAAGGCUCUUUCAAGAGCGCCUCGAACAGGCGGCACGAGGUAUAAUAGUCAUUGCAAUCGCGCACAAUUUACACAUCGCUCGAAGAGCCGAUGUGGUCUUCGUAAAAGAUGAUGGCCAGAUCGUCGACCCGGAGUGUCAUGAGGAGCUGAUCGCGGCAGGCGAGACGCGUCCAGCCACGUUUGCCGGCACCCGCUCCUCGAACCACCCGAGCGAACGAGGAGGGAAUGCGGCUCCAGUGUCCCAUCCACCCCCCGAUCAACUCUCCUACGAAUUAGACAACUACCGCGCAAUUGAAGCGCGAGAAGACGCUGACGAGGCCGAGCGACGGCGCGAAGAGAAGAAGAAAGACAAGCGGGCGUGGCUCGAAGAACAGGACGAGAUGAAGUUCUCACACAGUAUCCAAUUCAAUGCUGUACCGGACUGGAGUAGUCACUACAUUGCGUACAGCAACUUGAAGAAACUGAUAUACCAGCUUGAAAAGACCGCUCAUCAAGGACUCGCUGGCGAUGGCGAGUCUCGACCGUUAAUAUCGACGGAAGACCCCGAGGAAGUCUUCAGCAGAGCAUUGGGCAUCGAACUGGAGAAGAUAUGCUCCUUCUACAAUGCCAAGGAGGGCGAGCUGCGCGAUGAGGUCAACCAGCUACUGCACGACAUCUCGCAACGCGUCGUCCCAGAUGGAACAACCACCAAUGCACUCCAACCGACCACUUCAAACGGGCUGAGGAGGCCAAGCUUGGCCCGGCAGAUGAGCUCAAGUGGCCUUAUUUCGGAUGACGAUGUCGAGGAAAGUGCUAGCGACGACGACGAAACGACCGGCCUGACGCGGCCUCGUAAGCAUAGCUUUGGGAGGAGGAGAACAAUUGCCAGUACCACAGGGGGCCAGGGGCAGGACCUGACGGCCUCGUCAGAGUUCGCGCGUUCCAUACGCAGGCGAAGCACUACCGUCGACGACUACGGCGAACAGUCCGCCCUGUUCCCCUCUGGAGUCUACUCCUCCGACAUUAUGCUGAAGAAGCGCAUCAUCAGCCUCUACGUCCAGCUGUGCGAGCUCAAAUCAUACGUUCAGCUCAACCGCACUGGUUUCAGAAAGGUGCUCAAAAAGUUUGAUAAAAUUGUCGACAAGGACCUCAAGGCCACAUACGUCCCCGAGCACGUGGACGCUUCCUACCCCUUCAAAGACGAGACCAAGGAGGCCCUCGAGCACAACAUUGAGAAGAUGGAGGCGGCAUACACCGAGGUCGUCACGCAAGGCGAUCGAGAGGCCGCAAAGAGGGAUCUGCGGUCGCAUCUGCGAGAGCACGUCGUAUGGGAGCGCAACACGGUCUGGCGCGACCUCAUUGGUAUCGAGCGCAGGGCGGAAGCGGCGCGACUCGGACAGUCUCUUCUUGGCUCUGACCCGAAUGCGACGGCGAGGAGACUGCAAGGCGACGAGGCCCAAGCCGAGACCAAGGGCAUUAGCACACCCAUUGGUCGUUUCAGGGUGCCCGCGUGGCUGCUCAACUCGUCCAUGUACACUCUCCUUGGCUCCUUGGCGGUCUUUUUCGUGCUUCUCUACCUGCCCAUCAUGGAGAAGGCUGAGCAGCAGAAUUGUCUGGCCAUGCUGGUUUUGGUCAGUCUGCUGUGGGCAACGGAAACAAUACCCCUCUUCGUCACGUCCCUGCUCAUCCCGUUCCUGUCGGUGCUGCUCAACGUGGUGCGAGAGGAGGAUCCCACCAAGCCACCUAAACGCCUCUCAUCCAAGGACGCUACGUCGGCCAUCUUUGCGGCCAUGUGGACGCCCGUCAUCAUGCUACUGCUCGGCGGCUUCACCCUCGCAGCCGCACUGUCCAAGUGCAAGAUCGACAAGCGGCUGGCGACCCUGGUCCUCAGCAAAGCUGGGACGCAGCCGAAGACGGUGCUGGUAGCGAACAUGUUCGUCGCUGCCUUUGCCUCCAUGCUCAUCAGCAAUGUUGCGGCUCCCGUACUUUGCUACUCGAUCAUCGAGCCCAUGUUGCGCACCCUCCCCUCCGAUUCGAGCAUGUCCAAGGCUGUCAUCAUUGGCAUCGCGCUGGCCUCCAACAUUGGCGGUAUGCUGUCGCCCAUUGCCUCGCCGCAAAACGUGGUCGCCAUGGGUAUCAUGCAGCCGGAGCCCACCUGGCUCCAAUGGUUCUUCAUUGUCAUCCCAGUCGGCGCCAUUUCACUGAUUCUGAUCUGGCUGCUUCUUCUCGUCACCUUCCACCCCGGACGAGGCACUACUAUUUCGCCGAUUCGACCUGUCAAGGAGAGCUUUACUGGUGUGCAGUACUUUGUGUCAUUCAUCACCAUUGCCACAAUCGCCCUAUGGUGUGCUAGCCACCAGCUCGAGGGUGUCUUUGGCGACAUGGGAGUGAUUGCCAUCAUCCCCAUUGUGCUCUUCUUCGGUAUCGGCAUCCUCACCAAGGAGGACUUCAACAACUUCCCGUGGACCAUCAUCAUUCUCGCUGCUGGUGGCCUGUCGCUUGGCAAGGCUGUCCGGUCGUCUGGGCUCCUGCACACUGUUGCUGAGCUUGUCUCGGACAAGGUCGAGGGGAUGAGUCUGUAUGGCGUGCUGGUUGUGUUCUCCGUGCUGAUCCUGGUCGUCGCCACGUUCAUCAGUCACACUGUUGCCGCUCUGAUCUUCCUGCCCUUGGUCUACGAUGUCGGAGUCGCGAUGGAUCAGCCCCAUCCGAAUCUGUUGGUCUUUGGUGGUGUUCUCAUGUGCAGCGCCGCCAUGGGCCUGCCCACCAGUGGUUUCCCUAAUAUGACCGCCAUCAUGAAGGAGGAUCCUGCUGGGCAGAGGUACUUGCAAGUCAAGCAUUUCAUCAGCAGGGGUGUUCCUAGCAGCAUUAUCACAUUGGUGGUGGUCAUUACUUUGGGCUAUGGAAUCAUGCAAGUGGCUGGGAUAGACUGA
Molecule: messenger RNA, 3480 nt
Organism: Emericellopsis cladophorae
Lineage: Eukaryota; Fungi; Ascomycota; Sordariomycetes; Hypocreales; Bionectriaceae
Product: Leptomycin B resistance protein
Exons: 7
Coding region: 1-3480 (1159 amino acids)
Biological process (GO): phosphate ion transport; polyphosphate metabolic process; monoatomic anion transmembrane transport
Cellular component (GO): membrane
Molecular function (GO): ATP binding; phosphate transmembrane transporter activity; ATP hydrolysis activity
Source: RefSeq, a predicted model, not a curated record